GAGCAUGUUGAGUGAACAUGGCUGAAGCCAACCUGCAAUCUACUAAAAACCCGUAUUUACACAUAGCUAAAACGUUUCUUGCUGGUGGCGUUGCAGGAUGUUGUGCCAAGACAGCAAUUGCCCCUCUAGAUCGUGUGAAAAUCCUGCUGCAGGCUCACAAAGUUCAUUACAACAACCUAGGUGUCAUGUCCACAUUGACCCAGGUGGUGAAAAUUGAAGGCUUCCUUGGUCUUUAUAAAGGAAAUGGAGCACAGAUGGUGCGAAUCUUCCCCUACUCUGCUGUGCAGUUUGUAGCUUAUGAACAAUAUAGAAAGGUGCUAAGACAUACUUUAGGAUUCCAGUCAACUGCCAGCAAGUUAGCUGAAGGAUCUCUAGCAGGCAUGACAGCUGUGAUAACCACAUACCCUCUGGAUGUUGUCAGGGCAAGACUAGCCUUCCAGAGCCUAGGUGAAAUACAAUACAGAGGAAUCGUCCAUACAUUGAAUAGAAUAUUAACCAAGGAGGGUGGGUUAAAGGGAAUGUACCGCGGUAUCACGCCAACAUUGCUCGGGAUGAUUCCGUAUGCAGGUAUUUCAUUUUAUGUGUUUGAAGUAUUGAAGAAAUUUUGUCUGAAAAGCUUCCCAAAUGUAACUGGUACACCAUAUGCUGAUGGUUUGACACUGACGAUGCCUGCCAAGCUGUUUUGUGGAGCCCUGGCUGGGGCUAUGGCUCAAACUGUUUCAUAUCCUCUUGACGUGGCAAGGAGAAACAUGCAACUUUCAACGUUACUUCCAAAUGCCGAAAAAUACUCGAGCUGUUAUCAAACCUUAAGGACAAUCUACAUGGAACAUGGGAUCUAUAAAGGUUUAUAUAGAGGACUGACAGUCAACUAUAUGCGAGUACCACCAAUGGUGGCUGUGUCUUUCACAGUAUACGAAACAAUGCGUCAGUUGUUACACAUGGACGUCAGUGUGGAUCGGUGAUACAUGGACCAAUCAGACUCUGAAAUAUUCCAGUUAUACUACCAAUGCAAAGACCUGUGACUUACUGUGUGACCAACUAUUUACUAGCAAUGCAAAGACCAGUGACUUACACUAAAACCAGCUGGUCACAGUUCUUUGCAUUUUUGGAAAGCAGCUUGUAUAAUAAGCAACUCACCUGCUAAAUUUUGUUCCAAGUGUCCACCGUAAAGCGGUCUCAAAAUGGUCUCUUUCAACUUUUGUGAGGGUUUUAAAUGGCCAGCAAUUACUUCCCAGUAUCGAUGACUUGCUUGACGUAAUGGCAGAUGACGUCAAGAACAGAGCCCUGUCGCUUGUCACAAGCAAUGUGGCUGUAUUGCAUUUUCUGCCAUUACGUUAUGCAAGUCAUCUAUACAUUGAAGGCAAGGACUACUUAAAAAAGUUUGGGGUUAGCAGUCUUAAGAAAAUUGUGUUUUGCUUUGUGCUAUACAUUAUUUUGAUGUGAUGAUAUUUCUUCAACAUACAGUAUACCAAGGGCAUGAAAACUGGUAAUCAUAUAAAAAAAUUUCAUUCAAUUAAUUGGCAUCUUCACUUGAAUCCGAAAAUUUCAGCAGCAAACCGCGAUAAUUAGUCCACCCCUAAUGAGUAGUACAUGUAUUAUCAAAAUCUUGAUGACUUGAGUUUUUCGAGUUACAUCCAUAAAUGACACAUUUUCCUCUGUGAACUUGAGCUGCACUGAUUAGAUGAAGGGCCACCAGCUUUUUGUGAUGUACAUGUUUUUUGGUUCAGUCAGGAAUGCACAUCUGGGAGGUGUGCUUAACUGCCUCAAAACGUCAUCUUCUUUGUAGUAGGAAGAGGAUGUGUUUUACGGAAAGUCACAACUCUGACUGCUGUGAAUCUAGGGUUGUUGCAAUUUUUGCUGACCUAAAUAGUGUCAUUGUUGUAAAGCCACUGUUAUUAAAUGAACAAUUGUUUUAUAAGUGAACUAAUAAUUUUUUUGUUUUGAAAAUGUUGAAUGUGUAAAUAUUUACAAAUUAAAGUUAAGAAUACAUGAA
Molecule: messenger RNA, 1993 nt
Organism: Lineus longissimus
Lineage: Eukaryota; Metazoa; Nemertea; Pilidiophora; Heteronemertea; Lineidae
Product: solute carrier family 25 member 16-like
Exons: 8
Coding region: 18-962 (314 amino acids)
Biological process (GO): mitochondrial coenzyme A transmembrane transport
Cellular component (GO): mitochondrial inner membrane
Molecular function (GO): coenzyme A transmembrane transporter activity
Source: RefSeq, a predicted model, not a curated record